Molecule: messenger RNA, 1944 nt
Organism: Charadrius vociferus (killdeer)
Lineage: Eukaryota; Metazoa; Chordata; Aves; Charadriiformes; Charadriidae
Gene: EZR
Product: ezrin
Exons: 12
Coding region: 16-1743 (575 amino acids)
Biological process (GO): positive regulation of protein localization to early endosome; regulation of cell shape; positive regulation of early endosome to late endosome transport
Cellular component (GO): apical part of cell; filopodium; cytoskeleton
Molecular function (GO): actin binding; cell adhesion molecule binding
Source: RefSeq, a predicted model, not a curated record
GUUCGAGUUGUUACUAUGGAUGCAGAGCUGGAGUUUGCCAUCCAGCCAAACACUACAGGCAAACAGCUGUUUGACCAGGUGGUUAAAACCAUAGGUUUGCGAGAAGUGUGGUACUUUGGUCUUCAGUAUGUGGAUAACAAAGGAUUCCAGACUUGGCUGAAGCUUGAUAAAAAGGUUUCUGCUCAAGAAAUCAGAAAGGAGAAUCCCCUCCAGUUCAAAUUUCGUGCCAAGUUCUUCCCGGAGGAUGUGGCUGAAGAGCUGAUCCAGGACAUCACGCAGAAGCUCUUCUUCCUGCAGGUGAAGGAAGGGAUCCUCAGCGAUGAGAUCUACUGUCCUCCUGAAACGGCAGUACUUCUUGGCUCCUAUGCUGUGCAGGCCAAAUUUGGAGAUUACAACAAAGACGUGCACAAGCCUGGAUACCUCAAUUCAGAACGUCUGAUUCCCCAAAGGGUGAUGGACCAGCAUAAACUCUCCAGAGAGCAGUGGGAAGAACGGAUCCAGGUGUGGCAUGCUGAACACAGUGGCAUGCUCAAAGAGAAUGCCAUGCUGGAAUACCUGAAGAUUGCUCAAGACCUGGAGAUGUAUGGAAUUAACUACUUUGAAAUCAAGAAUAAGAAAGGAACCGACCUUUGGCUGGGAGUUGAUGCCUUGGGGCUCAACAUCUAUGAGAAGGAUGAUAAACUGACUCCAAAGAUUGGGUUCCCCUGGAGCGAAAUCAGAAACAUCUCUUUCAAUGACAAGAAGUUUGUUAUAAAGCCUAUUGACAAGAAGGCACCAGACUUUGUGUUUUACGCCCCUCGUCUGAGAAUUAACAAGAGGAUCCUGCAGCUCUGCAUGGGCAACCAUGAACUGUAUAUGCGGCGCAGGAAGCCCGACACCAUUGAGGUGCAACAGAUGAAAGCCCAGGCCCGGGAGGAGAAGCACCAGAAACAACUGGAAAGGCAACAACUAGAAAAUGAAAAGAAGAAGAGGGAGAUAAUUGAGAGAGAGAAAGAACAAAUGUUGAGGGAGAAGGAGGAGCUGCUGGUGAGGCUACAAGAGUAUGAGGUGAAGACUCAGAAAGCAGAGAAAGAGCUCUCGGAUCAGAUCCAAAGAGCCAUUCAGCUGGAGGAGGAACGGAGACGAGCCCAGGAGGAAGCGGAACGCUUGGAAGCAGAUCGUUUGGCUGCUCUGCAGGCCAAGGAGGAGCUGGAGAGGCAAACUAUGGACCAGAUGAAGAGCCAGGAACAGCUGGCUACUGAGCUUGCCGAGUAUACAGCCAAGAUUGCACUUCUUGAGGAGGCAAGGAGGCGUAAAGAGAGUGAGGUUGAAGAGUGGCAAAUCAGAGCCAAGGAAGCCCAGGAGGAUCUGGUAAAGACAAAGGAGGAGCUACACCUGGUAAUGACUGCUCCGCCGCCACCCCCACCACCUGUCUAUGAGCCAGUGAACUACCAUGUCCAAGAUAACUUGCAAGAUGAAGGAUCCGAGUACUCUGCCUACAGCGCAGAGUUCUCCAGCGAGGGGAUCAGGAAUGACCGCAAUGAGGAGAUACGCAUUACUGAAGCAGAGAAGAACGAACGUGUACAGAGGCAACUGAAGGCGCUGACAGAUGAGCUGGCCCAGGCUAGAGAUGAAAAUAAGACGACCCACAAUGAUAUUAUCCACUCAAACAACAUGCGACAGGGACGUGACAAGUACAAGACACUGCGGCAGAUCCGGCAAGGCAACACCAAGCAGAGAAUUGAUGAGUUUGAGGCGAUGUAAUGAUGCUGUAACAAGAAGGCAGGACUGUGGGAAAGGCAGAUCUUGAUGCUGUGUUCUCGUUUUGGGGUUUUUUUGUUUUGCGUUUGUUUUUUCCCUGAGGAGGGGUCACUGUAUGACACUUAACAACCGUUCUCUAAACCCAGAGGUGUUUGAAUCUCCCUUUUAUUCCAUAUCUUGUAUUAAAUUUGGUAUAGUUAAAAA